AGACACGGUCGUGAUGUUUGUUUUCGUUACUGUGAUAGUUGUCUGUGCGGUUUACAUUAUUUGUAUAAAGUUUGUGUAUCGUAGAUAUAGACAAUUAUGGCCACACCUGCGAGAUGAAAUGUUCACCCCGUCAUACACUGGUGGAAAUUCAAAAUUUUGUCCAACACAAGACAGAUCCGAUCCACACUUAAGACAUUCAGAAGAAAGGACACGAGCUCUGGUAGUCACUGCACAUCCAGAUGAUGAAUGCAUGUUUUUUGCGCCCACUAUCUUAAAUCUCAUUGAAUCAAAAGUUGCCGUUCAUUUGUUAUGUUUGUCAACAGGCAACUUCAACAGUCAAGGACCCCAACGCAAAAAGGAACUGCUUGACAGCUGUACAGUUCUGGGCAUUCCAUGCAACAAUGUCACCAUCAUAGAUAACAAAGAGCUUCCAGAUGACCCAACAGUCCAGUGGAGCACUGCACUGAUCUCCUCUCUUAUCCUCAAACACAUUGAAACCUCCACUAUAAGCCUGGUACUGACAUUUGAUGGAAGAGGUGUGAGUGGACAUGCCAAUCAUAUUGCCAUUUACAAGGCCCUCAGUCAUUUGGCUUCUGCUGGAAGACUACCUAUAGGUUGUCAAGUUUUUUCUCUUCACACCAUCAGCAUCUUUAGAAAGUACCUGUCGGUCCUCGAGCUGCCAGUCAGCUGGCUCCUCUCCUCAGACUUUUGCUGCAUCAUUGGUUGGGAGGAGUAUAAACGUGCCAAGAAAGCCAUGCUGCGUCAUCACUCUCAGCUGCUGUGGUUUCGCCGGCUCUACAUACUGUUCUCACGCUACAUGUUUAUAAACACGUUCCAGUCUGUCACUGUGGAAACAAAGAAUGUUAAAAUGUAUUAGCCUAAAUUCUUCUCUCUUUUUUUGCACUGUUCCUGCUUACGUAGGAUUAAACUCAGGCACUGUUAUUUUGACGUUUUAGUAAGUCUUAAACAUGGCUAAACCUGUAUACACUUGUGCCUUGGAGUAUAGAGGGGUGGGAGAGCAAAGUCUAUAAAUUGUUUACAUUAGUCUUGUUGUUGGAUUUAUUAAUAGAGACAUUGUUAAAGCACUGUUCUAAACUGAUCACUAAGCACUGUACCAAAACUCAGUAUGGUUUCAAACCUGACCACAUGAAUUUGUGACUGAGCCUGUUAAUCUCCAUGUUUAUGCAUAUGCAAACCAGAAAUGUGUAACAAAUAUUGUGUUCAAAAUAAAAAAUAUAUUAUAUAAUGUAAUUCAGUUUCACACAUCCGUGGUAAGAAACACAGAUGACCAUGAAUGUUGUGUGAUAG
Paramisgurnus dabryanus is the source of this 1308-nucleotide messenger RNA. RefSeq names its product phosphatidylinositol glycan anchor biosynthesis, class L (gene pigl). Gene Ontology annotation, molecular function: N-acetylglucosaminylphosphatidylinositol deacetylase activity. Lineage: Eukaryota; Metazoa; Chordata; Actinopteri; Cypriniformes; Cobitidae. The record is from RefSeq and is a predicted model, not a curated record. Gene Ontology annotation, cellular component: endoplasmic reticulum.